Prunus armeniaca (apricot) is the source of this 351-nucleotide messenger RNA. NCBI's taxonomy places the organism in Eukaryota, Viridiplantae, Streptophyta, Magnoliopsida, Rosales, Rosaceae. The record is from the annotation of a GenBank genome assembly.
AUGCCAACCAAAAUGGGAACAUACAGCAAGGAGAAAGGGGUGUUGGUGAGCGUGUACGUGGAGAAACCGAAGAGGAGGACGUUCUCAAAUUACCGUCACCAUCACCAUCACCACCAUCACAAUAACCAUCAUCAUAUUCAUCACACCAUCAAGAGAGAGGUUGUUCAUUACAGGCGUGGCGCUGAUGGAAGAGGGUACAUUAGUAGGAGAGCUGAGCUCCUUCAGUACUCUCAACACCUUCGGCGAUCUGCUAGAUCAGCACCAGCUGCUUCCACAGCCUUAAAUCCAAGGCCUAACAAUACCAAUAGGCAACAAUCUCAUGCCCAGACAAGUUUCUUGGAUGUAAUUUAG